AUGGCCAAGCAAGUGAAAUCUGUGGGUGACUUAGAUAGGAUCAGUACUUUGCCCGAUUCUAUUCUUUGUCACAUCAUGUCCUUCCUUCCCACUAAAGAUGCAGUUCGAACAUCUAUUCUUUCACACAGAUGGAGAUAUCUCUUCCCUUCAAUGUCUACCCUUGAUUUUGAUAGUUGCUUACGUGAUUUGCCUCGCAGAAAUCUUAACAGUUUCUGGAGCUUUGUUGAUAGAUUACUGUUUUUCCCGAAUCAGACAUUGAAAUUGAACAUAGAUGGUGAAAUAAAGGUUCCAAGUAAUGCCUGUUUACCAAAUCUGAAGACACUACAUCUUACAAAACUCGUAUUUGUAGAUGGUUCUUCAAUUUUUAGGUUAAUUUCCAGUUGCCAUGUCCUUGAAGAUUUGGCGCUUGAUCUAUGUGAUUUUUAUAACACAACUGUGCUUAGUAUUCAUAAUGUUUCACUCAAGAGUCUGUCUUUAACUUUUCUAGAGAUGGUAGUCGGAAGUGCAGGAGAUUUCAAUUAUGUGGUUGAGAUUAACACUCCGAGUCUCGUCUAUUUACGGUGCUCUGAGCUAACAGCUGAAGGCUAUACUUUUAGCAACAUGUGUUCUCUAGAAAAAGCUUAUAUUUCCAUCUAUCCAUUUAAUGUGGGUGCAAGUGCAACAUCCAGUGUGGGUCGUGUACGUGGUGCAACUCAUCUUUUUCAAGCAAUUUGCAACGUGCAAGAUCUAUCUUUGUUCAUCAAUAAUGCCGAAACGCUUUUUGGAAGCUAUAUAGAACCGGGGCUUGCAUUUCACAACCUUGUUGAACUGGAAUUUUUUAAUCCUGAUGGAGAUUGGAAGGGAGCGUGGAUUGUGGAGUUUUUGUGUCAUGUACCAAAUCUUAAGAAGCUUACACUGGAUCUGGGUGUUCCCAAAGAAGGAUUCAGGGUAGUACCUACAGAAGUGCCUUCGUGUUUGUUAUUUAAGCUGGAGGAGAUUGAGAUGGCAUCCUUUGAGGGAGACGAACAUAUGUUUGCAAUGGUUAAGUAUUUGCUGAAGCAUGCAAGAGUUCUGGAGAAGCUAAUAGUUGAUGCUUAUGCACCGUGUGAGGAACAGCGGUUGUGUAUCAUAGAAGAAGUAAAAAGGUUACCAAGGAAUUCAAAGACAUGUGAAGUCGAGAUCCUCUAACGUUUUCUAUUCUCUUUCCAAUUUUGUUUUGUUUGAUAUUGUGGGAAAAUUAUUCUAAUGUUGUACAAAUGAUUUUCGGUAGGUGCGUGAAUUUUUAAAAUUUUAAGAGGGAUGAA
Hibiscus syriacus is the source of this 1283-nucleotide messenger RNA. RefSeq names its product putative F-box/FBD/LRR-repeat protein At5g22670. The coding region runs from base 1 to 1167 and encodes 388 amino acids. Lineage: Eukaryota; Viridiplantae; Streptophyta; Magnoliopsida; Malvales; Malvaceae. Gene Ontology annotation, molecular function: protein binding. The record is from RefSeq and is a predicted model, not a curated record. The transcript has 4 exons.